AUGCAAAUAUUCCCUUCGCCUGGUCUGCGUUGAAGCAGUAGUAGUAGAGAAGGGGAAAAGACUGAAGCAGCCGAGAGGAUAGAUGAAUAUUCCGUAGAAUCAAUGGGGGCAAAAGUGGAAACUCUCCUAAACAAACAAAGACCCACCACCCUCCCCUCCUCCUUCUUCUUCUUUGUGGCCUCAGACCAAAGAAGAUCCCAACUUCUUCUUCUUCUUCUGACCCUGCGAGGUAAUGGUGAGGGGGAAAGUGGAGCUUCGGAGGAUCGAGAACGCGGCGAGCCGGCAGGUGACCUUCUCCAAGCGGCGGAGCGGGCUGAUGAAGAAAGCUCGCGAGCUGUCCGUACUGUGCGAUGCGGAAAUCGCGGUCAUCGUCUUCUCACAGCGAGGGAGGCUCUCCGAGUUCUCUAAUCACGAAAUGCAGAAGACGAUAGCUCGGUACCAAAAGUAUGCAGGAGUUGAAGUCGACAAGAGAGAUACAAAUUACUGCAUUCAGCAGCAACUCAAGCAAGAAUCCGCUUCUAUGGCCAAGAAGAUUGAGCAGCUUGAAGCCUCCAGACGGAAACUCUUAGGGGAACAGUUGGGGUCGUGUUCCCUGGAAGAGAUCCGAGGCCUCAGCGAGCAGUUGGAAAGAAGCUUAGCAAACAUCAGGCUCAGAAAAGAUCAAAUGUUCAUGGAGCAGAUGGAACAGCUAAAGUUACAGGAAAAGGAGUUGCGAGAACAGAAGGCAACUUUAUGUGAAAAGUGCCGUGAGAAGCCACAGGAACCGGCAAGACGGGAGACAGAUUACGAGUCGGCGGCGACGGCGGGAAGCAGCGUGGGAUUCAGCAAUGAGAGUUCGACGGUGGAGACGACGCUGUCCAUCGGACUACCGACGGCGGCAACACAUUGUGGUUUGAAGUAGAUUUUGUUUCGCCAGUUUAGCUGCCUCUUAAUUUCUUUCCCGUCAUCGAUGAUUCAUAUAUAUACCGGAACCACAAUAGCAAGCAAGUGUAUACUAAAGUUGGGAAUUAAAUAUAUAUAUAUAGUGUAAUAAUGAGCUGUGAAUGGAACGGCAGGAUGAAUCAGGAAGGAUAAAUGGGCUUGGUGGGCUUUUGGUAGACCGCUUACAACAUAUGGGCUUCAAUUAGCAUAUCUGCAUGGGCUUGAGUAUUUCUG
Linum tenue is the source of this 1155-nucleotide messenger RNA. Lineage: Eukaryota; Viridiplantae; Streptophyta; Magnoliopsida; Malpighiales; Linaceae. The record is from the annotation of a GenBank genome assembly.